Hemibagrus wyckioides is the source of this 8409-nucleotide messenger RNA. It is a transcript of the gene crybg1a, whose product is annotated as crystallin beta-gamma domain containing 1a. Lineage: Eukaryota; Metazoa; Chordata; Actinopteri; Siluriformes; Bagridae. The transcript has 22 exons. The record is from RefSeq and is a predicted model, not a curated record. The coding region runs from base 66 to 7982 and encodes 2638 amino acids.
GUUGGCAGGACCAGUUCAGAGCGCGCGCUUUCCCCUCGAGACUCUUCUCCAGAGCUCCAGCGAUCAUGAGCGAGCCGAAAACUUCCAAGUUUAAGAAAAUCUUCCUGACUUCCAAGUCCAAAUCCCAGGAGAAGGAGGACGUGGAGAAAAUCGAGAGUUUACCGAGUGAGUAUGCAGAACCUUCGAGCCCGAGUGAGAAGAAGAAGAAGAAGAAGCGGUUCGGUUCGUGGCGAUCUAAAAAGAAACCGAACUUUGAGUCGUUCAGCAGCAACAGCGGCGAGCAGCUGGACUUCACCACCAGACACAUGAGCUUCGAUCAGAUGAGCAUCCAGACGGAGGACUUCAGCAUGAGUGACGGCUGGUCCAUGGCCCCGUCGGAGUGCACGUCGGUCAUCAGCCUGAACCUGUCUACCUCUGAGCCUGUCACACCCACACGACGUCACAGGAAGAAUUCUGAGGAAAAAGGUGGUGGUGGUGUGUUGAACCGGGUUGCCAGUUUCCUCCGGAGGAAGGGACGGAGCAGGUCGUCGUCAGACGGGACGGGGGAAAAUGCGUCACCUCUUUCGAGCCCUAGCGGUUCUGGAGGUUUGAGGUCGACGUCCACGGAAGGAGAAGAGGGUUUCUUCUCAGAUAAAGGCAGCCCGAGCGUGCAGAGCGUGGCCUCCAUCAUCUCAGACGGAGGAGACCUUCCGUUUGCAGACAGUGACAGCAGCGGCAGUGUUAGGAACUUAGCGGUGAAAACAGUGAAAGAGGAAAAGGGUACGGAGCUGCUGGUGGCGGAGGAGAGCAGGAAACUCCGGGUGUUUCUGGAGGAAAUCAGCAUCACUGAUGAUGGACCCGAGAGACAGGUGACUCAGAAGACGAUUAAGCAAUGCACGGAAAUUCCGAUAAAGGAGAACUCCGAACCUAAAUCUCCAGACGUCAAAAAGACAGUUCUGAAACCGGUGGUUGGAGGACAAGGGAAUUACAGCGCUCUCGCCGGGGUGACGCUGAGCUCCCAGUGUAGGAUCGAGUCCGACUCUACGGAUCCAGGUGGCACCGAAGACAUGGGGAAGAAAACGUCAAGCCGGAGAAGAUCGCGCAAGCUGAGCAGCGGCUCUCAGGAGGCCUUAAGCCCUACAAAGCCCUCGUCCCCCGAGGCGGAGCACGAAUCCGCUGUGGCCUCACCCUCGCCUGUGCAGAUACACAAAGCCGUGUGGGUGGAAACGCACCUGGAGGAGGAAGGGAGCGAGAGCAGCUCUCUCGGUCAGGUCACGCCCGUUCGACAAAGCCCUGUCCUGGGCCUCAGGGCUGCACUUGUUGCUCAAGAGGCGCAGGAUUCCGGGUCGGAUUCGAGCGUGUAUCAGGACGCUGUGGAGGUCAAAACCGAUGAGGAACCAGAACCGAAGUCCAUGAAACGGAGGAGCGUGAAACUUUCCACCAGUGAGAAGUUCUUUGCCAAGAGAGUGUGGCUGAACUCGCAGUCGAGUUUGGAGGGAGAACAAGAAGACACGAGCACAAACGUGGACGAAAAUUCCCAAAGCAAGCAGAAAUCCGAAGUCAGAAUUGUACCAAGCCUUAAGAACGUCAGCGUGGAAAUUAAAAAGCCUGACCAGCGGUCAUAUGACUCAAACAAUGAUGCAUCCAUAAAAGAGGAAGCUAAUACAAAACAGCAGGUUGAUGAUGAGGAUGUAGUGAGCCCUUCAGAGCUUCUCGAUAACGUCAUAGAUCUCAAAGAGGACACGCCAGACAUGCCUGUACACAAGGAACAGACCCGAAUUAUGGGGUCGGGGGUUAGCAAUCGGCAGACUUCGGGCGCAGCAUCCAAAGCAAUCAGCGGAACGAAUGGAGCGACUGCUGGAAAGGGUCCAGCUCCACCAGUGGCACCGAAGACAAAAGCCAGCACGGGUCGAGUUACAAGCCAUGCAGAGGCCACAAAAGUGGAAAGCCCGAGAAAGCCUGCACAAAACGGGAAGGAGAAAAAGCAAAGUAAAUCUCCAACAACAAAAGACCUGCCUAAUGUGUUCACUAAGACUGCAGACAAGUCAAAAAUUCCAAAGAAAACGCCACCUGAAAUUCUGCCAAAACCAAGCAAAACACUAAACACAGGCAUGUCACCCGAUGCCUCGGUUUCCUCUUCGGUUCAGACACGUGAGACUGCGCAGGCUGAGAGAAGUAAAUCCAGCUCAAGUAACAGUGUUACAAAACCCCAGUCACCAACAUCACCACCUGGUAAAACUGACACCAGGUCACCCGUCAAGGAAGACGCAACUGUAGCUCCUGCAGUCGUAGAACCGAGUAAGACACCUAAAUCUUCUCAUACCAAAGACCAGAAAAAAGGAACUGAUUCAAAACACACUGAGGAGAAAACAGAGCAGCCGUUAUCUCCUAGCGGUUUAGAGGAAAAAAGUGACACUAAAGAAAGUGCAAAGUCAAAAACACAGCCACAAACCCCUACUGAAAAAACUCCCAGGAGUAAAUCAGUGAAACUCUCAGUGAGUAAAAGCUCUAAAGUAAACAAAACUGAGACUGAUAACAAGCCUCAAACUCCUUCAGAGCCAGAGCAGCCUGAAAAGAGUAGCACAAAGGACAAGGCAACACACGAAACACGACUCAUUGGCCCAAAGAGUCCAAAAAAGCCCAAGGCUGAAGUAUCGCCAACAGGAAGCAAGCUGCCUCGCCCGACUCUGCCUAGCGUUCCGAAACGACCCACAGAGGACGAAUUUGAUUAUGGGGAAGAUGACUCAUCCAAGCAACCCUCGCUUUCUGAUGCCAGGCCAGCAAACGAUGAUUCAUCUUCAGUCAACGGUCCUCUUGGCAAAUCUGCUGAACAUGACCAAGCUGCUGGGAAUGUUGUGGUAAAGCCUACACCAGAAACCAAACCCUCACCACAUCUGAAACAUCCAACUAAACUUAAAUCCAGAAGAGAGGUGGAAAAAGUGAAAGCAGAACUCGAUGCAGACACUCGGACUACUGAAGUGUCAGACCAAAACGUGGACCAUGCAGAAGAAAAACGUGUGAUCGUGGAGUCCACAGAGAAUAAUACUGACCUGGAAAAGUCAGUUCGAGUGCCUGAAGAGAAGAAGGACAAAGACAGUGUGGCUCAAGUCAAGGAUCAGAGCAUGAACCUGGAAACAGAGGUGCAGAGUGUGAGUGAGAAGAUCUCCAAGCCUACAGCAAGCUUGAAACCUUCACCUCAAGCUCUUGAAGAGGAAAGAGAUGUAGCCAAAGAGCUCCAGCAUGUGACUGUGAACACCACAAAACAUACUGAUAUAAAAACUCCAUCUGAAGCAACUCAAAAGGAAAAGGACCUGGCAGAAGCAGGCACGAAAACCUCAGCUCGAGUGUCUAAACAGAAAAUAGACAAGCUCGAGACUGUACUAAGAGCGGAUGAUAAGAACAAGGAGAUAGAAGCAGAUUUAAAAUUAACUCCAGAGGCUGAACUGAAAAAGGUCAAGGCUGAACCAUGGCUGACUGUGGAUGAUGAUAAGAUCAAGGACCAUAAACCAGAUGUGAAAUUAAUGCAGGAGGCUGAACAGAAACCAGUGGAAGCUAAAGAGAAGGCCAUAGAAGAGUUGAAAAAUCUGCCUGAAAUCUCUGAAAAGGAAACUCGAGCCCAGGAUGUGCAGGAUGCAGAACAUACAACAGAGUUAAAAACUUCAUCUCAAGUGUCUGAAAGCAAAAAAGAAAAGGCUGACAAAGUGCAAAGCACAGAUAAGAUCAGGGUUCAUAGUUCAGAUCAGGUGUCUGAACAGAAAAUGGACAAAGCCGAAGAAUUACCUAAAGCAGACACUGAGGCUGUGGAGAAUAAAGCAGACUUAAAAACUCUACCUGAAAUAUCGAAAGAAAAGGCGAACAAGGUGAGCGAAGAGGUGAGCCGUACCUCAGAUCUGACUCCAAGCCAAACAUCUAAUCAGGAAUUGGACAAAUCUAACAAGUUGCAGAAGGUGAGCAUUAAAUCUGAAGAGCAUACAGCAGACCUGAAUGCUCCAUGUCAAGUAUCUGAUCAAGCGAGUCCUGCUUUUGAAACAAAACCAGAAUUGGGAGCAAAUGAUUCUCAAGCUACAAAGCCCCUGGAUAUUGGUACAUCACAAGUAAAACCAGAGCUUAUUAAUAAAGAAACUGUUGCAGACACAGAUAAGGAGCACGUGUCUCCUAAAACUGUUGAGGAAACCUCUGUCAAACCAACAGUGAGCAUCCAUGUAGAGAACAAAGACCUCAAGACUGAAACUCUUCAGCAGUCCAAUUCAACACAGGUCACACAGGAUACUUCAAAAUCCUCCACAAAGUCCUUGAUUGAAGAACAAAACAACAUGGCGACGAAUGGUGUUGCAGAAAACAUUCUGUCUAAAACCACAAAGGAAGCGGGUCACAAGGAGGCUGAAGUUCCUGCAUCUGCUCCAGACCACAAAGAUGAACCAAAAGUCUUAAAGGCAGCUGAUACAGAAGUACCAGUACCGAAACCACCAGCCUCAGAGUCUGUCAAGGAAGAGACCAAAACAAAACCCUUAGCCAAGAUGGAACUGGAACGAUCUUUGGAACUUAAAGAUGGAAAGCUCACUGCUGAUCAGAAACCUGUAGUUAAGAAAGCUGAGCAACCAAAAGGUACAGAGCAAGUGACCUCCCAGAUAGAGAAGACGAUUGAGGUUAAAAAAACCAGCACCUCCAACCAGAAACGUAAACCCGACCACACAAAUUCACAGAAUUCGUCCACCUCUAAGGGACUACCUUCACUGAGUAAUAGCUCUCCAAAAAUGACAGCUCAGGACUUUCUACUGGCGUCUAAAAAACUCUCAGAAACUGCGUCUCCAUCUAGCUGGCUGGAUGUGGACCAAGGUUUUGAGAAGAAGCAAAAUAAGAUGGAGAGGAAAAAGGACUGUUCAGCAAGCAACAAUGCCCUCCAGGACACUUUGGAUGAUUCUGAGGACUUCAUACGCAAAAUCAAAGAACUCUGCUCUCCUUUUUCUUUCCCUCCUAAAAAGCAUGGCCAGUCCAGGACCGUUUUGCCUCCAUUUGCCAUGCCGGCUAUUAAAGAAGAUCACUUUGAGAAAACCUUUGAUCCCGACGAGUUUAAGUUCGGGAUUAGGAAAACCACAGGCCCAAAAGAUCCAUCUCCGGCCAUGUUGAUCAAGAAGAAAAGUGAAGACUUGAGGAAUAAACAGCUUCCGAAACGUAAGGGAACUGAAGAGAGUAUGAUUUUUAAAGCACUGUCUUCCAGACGGGGAGCAGAAAAAAAUGACGAAGAAAAGCCCACAGAGAAUAAGGACAACGGGGAAGAUCAGGCUAAUGAGGAAAAUUCCGGAAAGGUAGCUUCACGGUUAGAAAGAAUGUCCAUCUUAUCGAACCUCAUGAACACUUCCAAGAACUUGAGGAGACCUCAAACCCAGCCUGAAGCUGUUUCAAACGGGGUUACAUCUCCUACAACAUCCCAACAGGUUCCAGCUCCAGGAGACACAAAUGACUUGAAGACGCCUGAACCUGCAGUUGCGCCUCCAGGUCAGGCGGAAGGGAACUUGAAAGAACUUGUGUUACAACCUGGUAUUUCUGUAGAAUCACCAAAGAGCCCACACACUCCGCCUCUGCUUCCUAACUUUUCGGAAAUCAAGCUUCCUGAUUACUUGGGGAAGUACCUGAAGAUAGAUCAAGAACCCUCUGCUUUAGGUAGCUCCCAAAAACCAGAAACACCUCCUAAGAUCCCUGCAGUACAGACAGAAGUCAGCUCUGGAAUCCCAGACACAAAUACAGGUCAGAAGAAGUUUCCGGAUACUCCAGCACCAAUCUUUCCACCCAAACCACCAGCACAACAAGCCAAACUACCGGCACCUACACACACUCAGAUAACAACAGUAAGAGGCUUUCACAAGCGGCCCGGAAAGCUGGUCAUCUUCCAGCAAGCCCAGUUUGGCGGCGAGGCGUACGAGGUGUUCAGGGAUGUCGAGGAUGCCACGUCGUUACAGCUCUCGCCUGUCAUCUCUCUGAAAAUUGUCAGAGGAUGCUGGCUGCUUUAUGAAAAACCAGGAUUCCAGGGACGGACCGUCGCUCUAGAGGAAGGGCCGACGGAAUUGGUGAACGAGUGGGUGGAGCCGGAACCUAACCAGGAAGUCGGGCCGGACGGGAUUCCCGUUCCGACCAAACCGAUGGUGAUUGGUUCCAUUCGUCUGGCUGUGAGGGAUUACAGCCUGCCCAAGAUCGAUCUCUUCUCGGAACCGAACGGAAUGGGCCGUCCUUCCUCGUUCUGUGAUGACAUCAUCGAGCUUGGUUCGUUCGGACGUCCUCACAGCGCCGGAUCCAUCAAGGUCCACUCCGGAGUUUGGCUCGUCUUCAGUGAUCCAGAGUUCCAGGGUCUGUUAUCGGUCCUGGCUGUGGGAGAGUACCCGUGUCCGGAGUCUUGGGGUUUUCCUGACCCCUUCGUCGGAUCUUUACGUCCUCUCAAAAUGGGCGGCAUUAAAGUGGAAAAUCCUCACGAGUUCCGGGCCGUGUUGUUUGAGGAGCCCAUGUUCCAGGGCACCUGUGUGGAGAUCGACACGGACGUGUACGACAUCUUUGAGGAAGACGAGGAGGAGGAGAAGAAGGAGAACACUGAGGAAGGACAGAACGCAGAGCAGAAGAAGAAACUGACCACCAUCGGCUCUCUGAAGAUCCUCAGCGGCCUGUGGGUGGGCUACACAGAGCCGGGGUUUGAGGGUCGUCAGUACGUGUUGGAGGAGGGUGAAUACGUGGACUGUUCUGACUGGGGAGGUUUUGAGAAUAUGCUGCGCUCACUCCGCCCCAUACAUUCGGAUUUUGUGUCUCCUCAGCUGAAGCUGUUCAGCGAGCCUGAUUUCAGUGAGAGGAGUCUGAGCGUCGACCUGCUCAUCCCCGUCAUGGCCAUGGAGGAGACGGCGUAUGGCUGCAAGAGCCAGUCUGCUGAUGUCCUGUCUGGAGUAUGGGUGAUGUUUGAGAACCCUGCCUUCUCCGGUGAGGUGUAUGUGCUGGAGAAAGGGCUCUACUCGAGUCCAGAGGAUUGGGGAGGUCACAGUCACAAGAUCUCCUCCGUCCAACCCGUCAUUCAGGAUCAGACAGCUGGACUGCCCAGGUUUAAGGUGCAGCUGUUCUCGGAACCCGGGUUUCUCGGGGAUGUUCUGGUCCUAGAGGAGAGCUCACCCUUCCUGCCGGCCGGAUUCUGCCCUCGAUCCUGUAAAGUUCUCUCUGGAAGCUGGGUGGCGUUUGAAGGGCCUCAGUUCACAGAGAACAUGUACGUGCUGGAGGAAGGAGAUUACUGUAACACUGCCGCGAUGGGCGGAGUCUCCACUGACUGCACCAUCCAAUCACUGCACACCAUUGGUCAUGAGUUUUCUCUUCCCUCCAUCACUCUGUUCUGUAAGCCGUGUUUCAGGGGGCGGAAGGUCAUGUUGACAGACGGCUCCUGCAACCUAUCACUGAACGGGAUCGAUGGGCAGAGCCAGUCUCUGCUGGUGAACGGCGGAAUGUGGGUGUUAUAUGAAGGGAAGAACUUUCACGGCCGUCAGCUCUUACUGCAGCCCAGUGAGAUCGGCGACUGGAGGAAGUUCAGCGGCUGGAAACAGAUCGGAUCUCUGCGCCCAUUAAUACAGAAGCCGGUGUAUUUCCGGCUGCGCAGUGCUGAGACCGGGUGUGUGAUGUCUCUCUCCGGGUCUCUGGAUGAUCUGAAGCUGCUGAGAGUUCAGGUGCUGGAGGAGAACGGAGGAGACGAGCAGGUGUGGCUUUACCAACACGGCCAGCUGUGCUGCAAGCUGUUGGAGGACUGUUGUUUGGAGCCCUCAGCGGGGAUGAUGAUGCCCGGGUGUCGCCUCAGCAUUUCCCCUGAAUGUGGGAAGGACAAUCAGUUGUGGAACAUCACGGCCGACGGCCUCGUCCGCUCCAACAUCAAACCUGACCUGGUGCUGGAGGUCAAAGGUGGACACCAGUACGACAAAACCCAGGUGAUCCUGAACACAUUUGAUGAGCAGAAACCCAACCAGAGAUGGACGGUGGAGAUUCUGUAACGUCUUUGGACCUCCAGCGAGGGCUGUGCAAUAAAUCUCUGCUCUCACAAUGGGCCCUGUGGUGGAGCUGCACCACUGAGCCCAGUGAGCCUCAUGGUGCAGCUCCACCACGAGGACAGACUCUAACACUUCUUGUGAGCUUAUUAAAGUAUGCAAGGACGUUCCUGAGAGCCAGGACGUGAUGCUGAGGAUGUUUUUUUAAGGGGUGUCAUGCCGCAGGAUGACCACAGGUGGCGCCCUGACACCACGGAUGUGACAGUCAUGGCCCCUGAGACAGUGUUAAAGCGAGGUGUCGAGAGCGUGAACUCCUCAUUAAAGUGCCUGACUUUUUAUUCCUCUGUUCUUUUUACACUCCAUCUCUGUUGUACAUUUUCUUUUGAAAGCUGUAAAAAAAUUCUGUUUUAUUAAGAAUAAAAUGUUUUAUUCA